GACACGACAUGAGUGCGAGUGCGGUGACAAAUACAUUUCACAAACCGCAAUUACUCGUUCGUCUUCCUCUUCCCUCUCCACUUUCCAGGGUUUCGCUUCAUCCGAACAACAAGCACAAUGACCACCUCCUCUCUCCCUCGCUUGCUCUCCACGGUACCAAACCCUGCACCUUACCUCACCAGAUCCGAACCCCUGACUCGCUCUAUUUCCAACUCAGUUUCGCGCCUCCUCUGUUCCUACUCGACUCAGCAGCCCCGCGAAAACACCGUUACCGAACAAGAACACGCACCGAGCCUUUCUCACAAAGAGGAAAGCAUGCGAACCGAAGAACAAGAACAAGAACAAGAACAACAACACGACGAUGAUGAUGAAGAUGGCGAGCUUGUGAACGACGAGACCGGUGAGGUUGGUGGGCCCAAAGGGCCCGAGCCCACCAGGUACGGCGAUUGGGAGCGUAAGGGUCGAUGCUUUGAUUUCUGAGCUUUUUUUUUUCUUUCCAUUUUAAAAUAUUAAUAAUGAAGGCAUAAUAAAGUUAAUACAUUUCCGUUGGAUAUUGUGCUUGAUUUGCUUACUUCUUCUGAUGUUAUACUUAUUGUAAGAGAGGAUUAUGUAAUUUUUUAUUUUCUUCUCCCUAAUGAAUCAGUUGAGUGAUUGCUCUCAAUAGGAUGGUUAUGUAAUUUCCACGGGUUUGAAUGAACUGAUGAUUUGGUUUAACAAUGCAGAAACAUCUCAUUUUUAUUUCUAGCAACUGUAGAAGGCAUGUAACUUUAUUUAUAAUUGAGAUGGUCUUGUUGGUUUUACUAUUGAGAUGAAUAUUG
Molecule: messenger RNA, 818 nt
Organism: Arachis ipaensis
Lineage: Eukaryota; Viridiplantae; Streptophyta; Magnoliopsida; Fabales; Fabaceae
Product: succinate dehydrogenase assembly factor
Biological process (GO): mitochondrial respiratory chain complex II assembly
Cellular component (GO): mitochondrion
Source: RefSeq, a predicted model, not a curated record